Molecule: messenger RNA, 3524 nt
Organism: Cryptomeria japonica (Japanese cedar)
Lineage: Eukaryota; Viridiplantae; Streptophyta; Pinopsida; Cupressales; Cupressaceae
Product: pentatricopeptide repeat-containing protein At2g13600
Exons: 3
Coding region: 124-2115 (663 amino acids)
Biological process (GO): RNA modification
Molecular function (GO): RNA binding; protein binding
Source: RefSeq, a predicted model, not a curated record
UUAAUUUUAGACUGGCCAUGCUAGCAUCUUGUAUAGAAGCUAGUAAUUUCGAUAUGACGAAGAGGUUAAAGUAAUUUCAACAGAAUGUUACAAGAAUGAUGGAGUCUUUCCUUGUUUAUCACCAUGAACAGAUUGCAUAUGGUUAUGCCUGCAAACCUUGUAACAUCAAUUACACGCCAAUGCCAAACACAUCAAUUAGGGCUCGCAAUCUCCCAGGGAUUGCGUUGUAAUCUCAUGUUUGCAGCUACUUUUCAAUCGAACACUGUUCUCCAAGAUUACCCAAUUCAAGAUCCAAAGGAAAAUCACAUUUGUGUUGACAUUGACAAAGUUUUGGAUGCACCGGAAACAAUAGACACUGUAUAUCAACAAGAUAUUUCUAUAAAUAUCUGCUCAGAUCGUUGUAGUUCUCUCUUGCAGGAAUGUACCAAGGCGGGUUCUCUCGAAGAUGGCAAAGUGAUUCAUGGUCGAUUGAUUAAGUGUGGAAUUAUGGGAAAGGAUAUAUUUUUGGAAAAUAAGGUUUUAAACAUGUAUGCUAAAUGCAAUUGCUUUCAGGAUGCGCGUCAAAUGUUUGACAAAAUGCUUGAACGAAACAUUGUCUCGUGGACUGCACUAAUUUCAGGAUACGUUCAACAUGGGAAUGCUAGGGAGGCUUUCGAAUUGUUUCACAGGUUGCAAUGGACAGGGAUCAGUGCCAAUCAGUACACCUUUGGUAGCAUUCUCAGUGCUGCUGCUGCGAUAGACGAUGCAUAUGGAAAAUGCCACAUGGUUGAUGGAUGCGCCGUUAGGGUUGGAAGGAUGAUUCAUGGGUGCACAGUUAGAACUGGAUUUGAGUCUGAUGUCAUCGUGGGGAACGCUCUUGUAGCUAUGUAUAUGAAAUCUAACAAAAUGGAUGAUGCGUACCAAGUGUUUGACAAAAUGCCUGAGAGAGAUGUUGUUUCAUGGAACUCAUUGAUUGCAGGAUAUGCUCGGAGUGGAUAUGUAGAGGAUGCUAUUAAAUUUGUUCAUGAAAUGCAGCGGGCAGGUGUGAGACCAGAUCACUUUACCUUCGUGAAUGUGCUUGGGGUUUGCCAGAAUAUACAUGAUUUACAGCAUGGUAAGCAGGUGCAUGGCUAUUCUAUAAUUGGAUUCAUGUCAGAUAUUGUGGUCAACAAUGCUCUUAUUACCAUGUAUAUUAAAUGUGGUUGUUUGGAGGAUGGAAGGAAGGUUUUCGAUAAACUGCCUGAUAAAUCUGUGGUAUCAUGGACUGCCAUGAUUUCAGGCUAUGUUCAGCAGUGUCUUAAUGAGGAGGCUAUAGAAUCUUUUUGGGAAAUGUUGCAGGCUAGAGUGAAGCCAAAUCAUUUUACCCUUUCCAGCGUUCUCCGUGCAUGUGGCAGCUUAGCAGCUUUGGAGCAUGGAAGGCAAGUUCAUUCUUAUGCUAUUAGGGAUGUGGCCGAAUUCACUGCAUUUGUUAGAAAUACUCUUAUCACUAUGUAUUCUGAAUGUGGGAGCAUUGGUAAUGCAAGGAAAAUAUUUGAAAAAAUGCGUGAAAGAGAGUUGGUAACUUGGAAUGCGAUGAUAGGGGGAUACGCUCAGCACGGUUAUGGAAAGGAAGCCUUGAAAUUAUUUGAAACAAUGAGAAGGGAAAACAUGCAGCCAGAUCCUGUCACGUUUGUCGGGGUUCUUUCUGCUUGUAGUCAUGAAGGCCUAGUGGAUGAAGGACGGUGUUUCUUCGAAAUGAUGAGUCGAACUUAUGGUAUAUUUCCUGGAGUGGGCCACUAUGCUUGUAUGGUUGACAUUCUUGGACGUGCUGGGCAUUUCAAUGAGGCAGAGAAUUUGAUCAAGAACAUGCCAUUUGAACCUGAUGCUGCAGUCUGGGGAGCCUUGAUGGGUGCCUGCAGAAUCCAUGGAAACUUGGAACUAGGAAAGCAUGCAGCAGAAUGGCUUUAUGUGUUGGAGCCAGAAAACACUGCUGCUCAUGUGCUACUGUCACAGAUGUAUGCCACUGCUGGCAAAUGGGAUGACGCAGCAAGGGUUAGAAAAUCAAUGAGAAACAGGGGUUUGCAAAAAAGGAGGCCUGGAUGCAGUUGGAUUGAGGUCGGGAAUGAGAUUCAUUCAUUUAUUAUGGAGGACAGAUGAUACCCAAGACGACAAGAUGUGCACAUUACUGGACAUUUUGAACGGGCGAAUCAGAGAGGCAGAAUACUUUUUGACAGCAAUUUUGUAUGACAUCACAUGACAAAUGACCAUUGCUUUUAGUUUUUCCAGGCAUACAGCCUAAGAUAGAAAUUGAGAUCAUCUAGCAUCUUUUUGUGUCAUACUGGAUGUUAUAAAGUGCAUCCCUGCCAGAUGAAGACUUAAUUUUAGUCAAAAACCACUAAUAUUCUGAGAACAAAAGGCUAUCACCAGUAUUUUAUGUAUUUUCUUGGAUUUGAUAGGAAUUUGAUGGACCAAUUGUGUGAAGAAGUCAGCAUGCACGAGUUGGGCUAGAGAAAUACAAUUUUAACAACAGUUGCCAAUUUAGAUUCACGACAGAGUCCUAUUAGUUAUUACACGAGACUGUCAUCUAGCAAGUGAUGGGAAGAGACAGACUCUCUCAUUGUAGCAAUAAACAUGCCAAAUUAUGUUAUUUGUGAGGAUAGACACAGCUAAUGAAUAGAAGAACAUCUACGAUACUAUAAUUAUUAUGGGUACUCAAUGGAUAAAAGUACCCAGGGAAAGUCACCAAGAAAAGUGGUUGCAAUAAAAUGGCAAUUGAGAAGGUAUAGAGAUAGCAAGACAAAAAAAAUUUGGAUCAGCAAGUUGAGAUUGAAGGAAGGAAAUUAAUGAAGGAAAUACCAAAAAGGAUAUAGUGAAUUGAAUCUUUGUACCAUCCACAAAGAUGAUUUUUAUAAUGUUGUUUUCUAGUUAAAAGGGAAAUGACAGAGAACAGUGAAACAACGUGCACAACAAAUCGACUUUUAGAUAUUCUUUUCACUAUUCUAAGUAAAAUGAAAAUCUGUAAAUAAUGAUGGAAAGUAUAUCCUAAAUAAUGAUGAAUUUACUGAAGUAUGAUUCUACAUAGAAUGUAAGAAACCACAUUUCGUCAAUAGCAAUAACUACAAUCGAGGAGGCGCUUGCUAGGCAUCUAUUUGGGCAACAGCAAUUUUUCUGCAGGCAGCUUGAGGAAGCUUUCAGGGAAGUGGACAAAUCGGGCCACCAAUGCAGCGGCCUGAAUGGGAGGCAACAACUUAGGAAUUCCUGUAAGAAAAGGUUGCAGUGGAAUGCAAUAACUGAAAAACUUGAUCUUCUUUCGAGGUAGUUAAAUAAUGCUUAGAGUAGGGUGAGAAAAUUGUAAUAUUUCUCUACGGUGAGAUAAUUAUAUCUCUUACUCCAUUUGCAAUCUUCUCUUAUGCACCCUAGACACCUUUGCUAACUAGUGUGAUUGAUUAUUGAAUACUCCAUGUGAUCCUGUACCUUUCUAGGUUGGUUCCUUGUAAUAAGAGCCAACAUUUUUAAGUUGGCAUUCCCUUUGUAAUUGGAUAUAAAAUUGGCCUUUGUUGUUUGAA